Nicrophorus vespilloides is the source of this 2108-nucleotide messenger RNA. Its product is annotated as galactoside 3(4)-L-fucosyltransferase-like. Gene Ontology annotation, molecular function: alpha-(1->3)-fucosyltransferase activity. Bases 271 to 1569 code for a protein of 432 amino acids. The transcript has 6 exons. Lineage: Eukaryota; Metazoa; Arthropoda; Insecta; Coleoptera; Silphidae. Gene Ontology annotation, cellular component: membrane. The record is from RefSeq and is a predicted model, not a curated record.
CCAUUUUACGCGAACUCCGCCAGUUGUCCGCUCGCAAACGCCGCAAACACCCACGACAAUGACAAAAAAACGUACAUUUCCAUGAGUUUCAAGUUAAUAAAAGUUACAAUUUUCAGUGCAAUGUUUUCAGUGCCCCAACAACAACAACAACAAAGUUACUACAAACAUUGUUGAUUAGAAUUUAAGGACUUUAAUGCUUAAUGCAUACAUGUGUGUAUAUAUAAAUUGAAAAAUGAAGUUUUCUACAUGGUUUCUAUAAGAAUAUAAGUGAUGAUUAAAGCGCGAAGGACGACCAAAACGGGAGUCGUCUUCCUCCUGACCGUGAUAACAACCACCACGCUUUUGGCUAUAUACAAUCAGGCCGUUCCGCCUUCCCAUCAAGUCAUCUCCAUCGACGAAGACGACUCUCCGAACUUUGAUUACGGCCACUACGACGCUGCGAAUUGGAGGAACUUGAGCAAAGAUAAGAUUCAAAGCUUAUCAAAGCUAGGAAGAAUAUUGUACUUGGAUGAGGAGCUUCCUGAGUUGAUACAGACAGCGAAGCAAUUCAAAAUCCUGGUGUGGAAGUACGGAUCCACGAUAAACGAUAGACACAUCAAACGAUACUCGAGCGAAAACCAUGAUCCGUUCGAAUACUGUUCGGUCAAAAAUUGCAUCUUGACGUACGAUGGUGAUCAACUCGCUAACGCCGAUAUAGUUCUGAUCCACUUGCAUCGAACGACUGGUACUAAAGAUUUACCACCCAACGACAAGAGAUCGCCCAACCAAAUAUGGGCCUUCAUGACUGACGAAAGCCCUUUUCACACAUUCCUGCACACCAAAGAGAAUAAAUUCAUCGAAUACAACGGAAUCUUCAAUUGGUCGAUGACCUACAGAAUGGAUUCUGAUAUUCCGGUUCCUUACGGCCGGACAAUAUUGCGUCCUUACGAGGAUCCCAGUAAAGAAUUCGAUCUCUACAAGUGGUUCCUUUCGAAGAGGCACGACGUGCUGGUAGCAAUAAUGGGUUCCAAUUGCGGAUCCAAGAAUCACAGAUGGGAAUACGUGAAGCAAUUGCAGAAUCACAUGUCCGUCGACGUGUACGGCGCUUGCGGAACUCUAAAAUGUAUGGGGCACUUCAGGAUGGAUUGUCCGGACAUCAACAGAUACAUGUUUUACCUGUCGUUCGAGAAUUCCAAUUGCGACGAGUAUGUAACAGAGAAGCUGUGGUGGAACGCCUACGCGAAGAACGCGAUUCCCAUUGUCAUGGGUGCCCCGAAGGAUAACUACACUUCGUUGCUUCCGCCCAAUUCAUUCAUAAACGUGGACGAUUUCGCCACUCCCCGAGACUUGGCCACUUACUUGAAUUACUUGUUCAACACGCCCAGCGAAUUCAGGCGAUUCUUCCGAUGGCGCAAACAUUUCCAAGUCCUCAACGAGCACGGCUACUUCCAGAGUCUCUCCUACCAUUAUUGCAGGGUCUGCGAAGCGAUGAACUACAACAAGAAGCAACCGAAGGUCUACAAGGAUCUGCAAAAGUUCUGGAGCGUCGACUCGAACUGCUACCCGGCUUGGGACAAAAUCUACGACUGAAUCCUUUUGUAUACAAUAUGUACAAACAAAAAAUUAAUUUAUUUAUACCCAAAACGUUGAUCUACUUUUAUUUUAUUUUACUGUAAAUAAAUUGACAAAACGAUUUUUACGAAAAAAAAAAUGUCAGACGCCGGUGUGCAGCAACCCGAAAACCCCGAAUUAGAGGUGAAAUAUUUGGGGGAUGAAGCAAUUUAUUUCUACACAAAACCCAAGAAGGGCAGAAGCAAAGUCCCACCGCCGACUCCAUCCUACGACAUGGAUUUCGAGCGGAACUUGGAGAUCCCGGUGAUAAACGUCGGUCAAAUAGAUGAAAUCCCUGAAGUGCAAGAAGAGGGCAUCAAGUUCACCAUAGAAAAUCUAGGUAGACGAUUGGGAUGCGACAACUACGAAUACGAUUUGAUACAGUUCUGGUUCCUCGACAUACUCACCGACUGCAUGUGGAAAGCCCAAGACAUCUUCCAAUUCACAUCCAUCGAGCAGAAAAUCAUCCUCAAAUGGGUGACCGAAAUCUUCAAGAUUAUAGCCGGUUAUUAAACAAA